Molecule: messenger RNA, 1660 nt
Organism: Budorcas taxicolor (takin)
Lineage: Eukaryota; Metazoa; Chordata; Mammalia; Artiodactyla; Bovidae
Gene: CREB3L4
Product: cAMP responsive element binding protein 3 like 4
Exons: 10
Coding region: 266-1447 (393 amino acids)
Biological process (GO): regulation of transcription by RNA polymerase II
Cellular component (GO): nucleus
Molecular function (GO): DNA-binding transcription factor activity, RNA polymerase II-specific; RNA polymerase II cis-regulatory region sequence-specific DNA binding
Source: RefSeq, a predicted model, not a curated record
UUCUCUCCUGUUUUCAGCCCCGCCGAAGUCUCCCGUCUAUAAAACUGACGGCUAGAGAACAGGCACCAAGCGUCCUGUGCUCCAUUCACAGACAUCUCUAGCCUUCCCUGAGGAGCCAUCAAACCCUCAGGAAGAUCUGCUGUCACUAGGAGAAACUGAGGCAAAGGGGCCAGGCUGAUGUCUUAAACCCGGUUUGUGGACACUCAGCCCCUUCAUCACUGUUCCAGAUACUGCUCCCCUGCCGUGGCUCUUGGCUGGCAGAACCAUGGAUUUCAGUACCCCUGACCUGCUGGACAUGUGUCUGGAACCUCCAGAAGAUGUCUUCUCAACAGGAUCUUUCCUGGAGCUGGGACUCCAUGGUCCACCUUCAGAGGUUCCAGUGACUAGGCUACAGGAACAGGGGCUGCAAGGCUGGGAGUGCAGUGGGGGCCACGGCUGUGGUCUUCAAGAGAGUGAGCCUGAAGAUUUCCUGAAACUUUUCAUUGACCCCAAUCAAGUUUACUGCUCAGAAGCAUCUCCCGGCAGUGACAGUGGAAUCUCUGAGGAUCCCGGCCAUCCAGACAGUCCCCCUGCCACCAAGCCACCCAGUUCCCCUGCCCUCUAUGAGGUUGUCUAUGAGGCAGGGACCCUGGAGAGGAUGCAGGGGGAAGCCGGGCCAGCUGUAGGCCUCAUCUCCAUCCAACUAGAUCAGUGGAGCCCACCGUUUGCGGUGCCUGACGCCUGCGUGGUCAGCGAGCUGCCUCCUGAUGCUCACAUCCUGCCCACGGCACCUACUGUAAACUCAGCGCCUCCUGCAGCCCUGCUGCCCUGUCAAACUUUGCUCCUGACAGAAGAGGAGAAGCGGCUGCUGGGACAGGAAGGGGUUUCCCUACCCUCUCACCUACCCCUCACCAAGGCAGAGGAGAGGGUUCUCAAGAAGGUCAGAAGGAAAAUCCGUAACAAGCAGUCAGCUCAGGAUAGCCGGCGGCGGAAAAAGGAGUACAUUGAUGGCCUAGAGAGCAGGGUGGCUGCCUGUGCUGCACAGAACCAGGAACUACAGAGAAAAGUCCAGGAGCUAGAGAGGCACAACAUCUCCCUGGUGACUCAGCUCCGCCAGCUGCAGAUGCUUAUCGUUCAAACCUCCAACAAAGCUGCCCAGACUAGCACUUGUGUUCUGAUCCUUCUUUUCUCCUUGGCUCUCAUCAUCUUGCCCAGCUUCAGCCCCUUUCAGGGCCUGCCAGAAGCCGGGCCUGAGGAUUACCAGCCUCAUGGAGUGAUUUCCAGGAACAUUCUGACUCACAGGGACAUGACAGAGAAUCCUGAAAAUGCAGUGGUAGAGUCCAGACUGGAGGGGCCACCUGGGGCCAGGGGUGCAAACAGCUCAACCAGAACACUGCUCGAGAAGGCGGGAGGGAGGGCAGGCCCCAGCAGGCACAUCAGAACCGUGUUACAUGCAGAUGAAAUGUGAGCUGUAACACCUCCUGGCUCACUUCCCAAUCACAAUAACGAAUCCAGGGCUCUGCUACUGUUAUGCUUCCUCCUGGGGUUCCCACUCAGGGCUCUUUGGCCUCAGGGUUCUGAAUCCCAUAAAGAUGCCCUUGAUGUCUGUACCCCAUGGCUUAGUUGGCCUAUAUCAGGGGGAAGCUCAAAUACUUUCAUUAUGUAUCUGUGAUUUUAUUUC